AUGGACGACAUCACGAACUUGGAUCGUGCGAUCCAGACAGACAUCAACGAUCCCCGCAAGGAGGACUCGACCCUCGCUACCGAUGGUGGUGCUUCUAGUCCUCUCUCUGAGGCUGUUACCAACACUUGCGACGUCCCCGAUGUUGACAAGUUGAGCGUCACUGACUCGAAGCGAUCAGACGAUGAACUGCCAAACAUCGUGACAACCCACCCCAUCGUCCACCAGUACCUCCUCGACAACGCCCCCGAGUACAGGGAUGUAGACAUUCUGCGAAGAAAGGGCUGGGGAAGUGAGUUGGGCGAUAAGCAUUUCCAGACCCAGCGAGAGCGAGCCGACAAUGCAGACAAGCAUACCCGUAACAUCUUCUAUCACAUGAUGUGUGAGAUCGCGGAAGAGCUCGACAAAGUUUCCGGCAUUCUCGCAGACCUCAAACAGGUCGGUGGGCCCAAGGCUCUUGACCUCUGCAUGGCUCCAGGUGGCUUCGCCGGUUCAGUGUUGAGACUCAUCCGCGGUUCCAGCGUCUGUGGAAUCACCCUGCCCGUUGAGGAAGGAGGACAUCCGAUGACGAUGCCGUUCUGGGAGCUGAAGGCUAAUCUCAAAACGCUUUGGCUGGACAUCACAAUGCUUGCAACCGAGAUGGGACUUACUGACAUCCCGUCCGAACAUCCUGAAGCAGCCAAAUUCUCCACAGUCCGGCCUUUCGAGGGCGAGGCCUUCGAUCUCGUCUUCUGUGAUGGACAAGUUCUUCGCACCCAGCCACGACCAUCCUACCGCGAGAUCAAGGAACGUGUACGACUCCUGAACAGCCAGCUCGUUUUGGCACUCCAGCGUAUAAAGCCUGGUGGCAAUCUUGUCAUCCGACUACACAAGAUUGAGGCUGUCGACACAGCUACUCUGCUCCAGAAAUUUAGCAGCUUCUCGACAAUCAUGCUUCAUAAGCCCGCAAAGUGGCACGGAAUCCGCUCUUCCUUCUACAUGAUUGCCAAGAAUGUGCAGCCGCAGAGCGCUAAAGCACUCGAGGCUGUCAACGAGUGGAAGAAACAGUGGGUUCAAGCAGCCCUUGACACAGACGAGGCGACGAUUCAGAGUGACGCGCUCAUCGAUGCUCAAGCCGACAGGGCCACCGAGCUGAUCCAGACUUUUGGAUCGGAGUUGGUUGCACUGGCAAGACCUAUCUGGAAAAUCCAGGCCAAUGCCUUGGACAAAUCACCUUUUCUCCGCGACAAUAGCGAAAAGCAGAUGGCGCCCACCGUUUAUCGUCCACCCAAACCCCGUUCGACUGCAGACAACGGAGCAAGCCGCUACCCAGGCCUAAAACCCACAAGCGAUCCUUGGAAGUACAUGACACCUAGGUCCUUGCUCACCAACGAUAUCCUUGGAACUACUCCGCAGGAACCCGCUAUCCAAGAGAACCAGCCUUUCUCGUCUUCCAUCAAGACAUCGCCUUCCGCGAAGAGGCCUGCGGUUACAAUCAAGGACGCAAACGGAAGCGAGGUAGAUUUGAAGACCUUCAAGCCGCUCGAGCGCGCAACCCCUCCUUCUUCGCCCUUCCAGGCUCGCCGACGAGGGAGCAGCUCUGCUGUCAGAAUCAAGGAUGCAUAUGGCAACGAGGUCACCUUCACGGACUUGAAAGCACACUCGCCCGAGAGUCGAGCUCUUAGCUCCACCAACUGGAGAUACAUGACAGGUCAGAGGCCUGUAGUCACUAUUAGAGAUCAAAGUGGCAAUCAGGUCGACAUGGCUGAUCUCAGGGCGCUACGCGCAGGUGCGGCAAGCAAGCGCGCCGCCGACUCGGCCAGCUGGAGAGCUGAUAAGCUAGAACAUCCUAUGCUUGAGAGCAAGGCUGGUGAUAGCAGUGAUGUUGGAGACAAAGCUCCGACCCCACCGGCUUCACCCAAUGUCACCAGGUUCAACUGGUAG
Molecule: messenger RNA, 1920 nt
Organism: Neoarthrinium moseri
Lineage: Eukaryota; Fungi; Ascomycota; Sordariomycetes; Amphisphaeriales; Apiosporaceae
Exons: 2
Coding region: 1-1920 (639 amino acids)
Biological process (GO): methylation
Molecular function (GO): methyltransferase activity
Source: RefSeq, a predicted model, not a curated record